Molecule: messenger RNA, 2143 nt
Organism: Arabidopsis thaliana (thale cress)
Lineage: Eukaryota; Viridiplantae; Streptophyta; Magnoliopsida; Brassicales; Brassicaceae
Product: GTP-binding protein, HflX
Exons: 13
Coding region: 61-1923 (620 amino acids)
Cellular component (GO): chloroplast
Molecular function (GO): GTP binding
Source: RefSeq, marked reviewed
ACUGCUCCGGUGACGAACGAGAAGCUUUGUUCCGGUGACGAUCAUAUUUGAUAUUUGUGGAUGAGCGUAACAACAAGUUUUGGAAUUUGGCUGAAUCACAUAAACCUUGAUAAUCAAGCAAGUUUCUUGUAUAACAACCCCCAUUUUUGUAAUCGUCGUUUCAAUCGUAUCUCAAUGUUGAGGACAGUGUCUCUUGCUCGGAACCGUCUUAGGUCGGAAACGCCAUCAUCUUUUCUUGCUCGAGACCGUCUUAGGUCAAAAACGCCAUCAUCGUCUCCAUUUUCUUCGAAGCGGCAUACGCCUAAGACAAGCGAAAUAGAAGAAGAGUCGACUCCAAAAGAUUCAGUUUUGUUAAACCCUAAAGAUCCUUCAAGCGCACCUAAGCUCUUCCUUGUACAGCCUCGUUUAGCACCGCCAAAGUAUCUACAAGCGAAGCUGAACGAAGCGCUUUGUCUCGCGAAUUCGCUUGAAGAGCAACGAUAUGGGUACUUUGAAUCUGAUUUCUUUGACAAGGAAUUGCCUUCUCAUGUUGUUGUUCAAAACCCUGUCCGUAGAUCGUCUAAACCUCGCGUAGAUACCUAUUUUGGAUCUGGGACUGUAGACAACAUCAAAUGCCAUCUCAAUGCUGAAGAUUCCAAGGAAGAAGUUGAUGCUGUUUUCGUAAACGCCAUUUUGACCGCUAUCCAACAACGGAAUUUAGAGCGAAUAUGGGCAAAACCUGUCUUAGACCGUGUGGGUCUUAUAAUCGAAAUAUUUAAUGCUCAUGCGCAUACAAAGGAAGCAAAACUACAGGCUGAGUUAGCUGCUUUGAUGUACAAUAAGAGCAGACUGGUUCGAGUGCGUGGUACUGAUGGACGCCAUACUUUUGGGCAGUUUGGAGAAGCUGAAGUUGUCAGUGCCCGAGGGAGAGCAGGAAGCAAGGGAACCGGUGGCGGUUUUGUAGGUGGUGCAGGAGAAACUGAGCUUCAGCUUCAACGCCGAAGAAUAUCAGACCGGAGGAUUCGCUUGUUAUCCCAAAUUAAAGAAGCCCAGCGAACACGGCUAUUGCAGCGUGCUGGACGUAAGAAAAGAGUGGGGUUAGAGGGUGAGAGUUCAGGAACCAUUGCUGUUGUUGGUUACACAAAUGCUGGAAAAUCGACUCUGAUAAGUGCACUAACAAAGACUGCUCUCUACUGCAAUGAGCGAUUGUUUGCCACAUUAGAUCCUACACUCAAGAGUGCCCAUCUUCCUUCUGGAAACUUUGUGCUUCUUAGUGACACUGUCGGAUUCAUAUCAGAUCUGCCUAUACAGCUGGUGAAAGCUUUUCAAUCGACUCUGGAAGAAGUUGUUGAAGCUGAUCUACUUCUGCAUGUAGUUGAUUCAACAGCUCCAAAUAUCGAGGAGCAUCGUUCAACAGUGCUUCAUGUCCUAAAUCAAAUUGGAGUACCUGAAGAGAAGCUUCAAAAUAUGAUUGAAGUCUGGAAUAAGAUUGAUUAUGAAGAAGACGAAGUGGAGGAAGAGAAAUAUCUAGAUGAUGGCGAAGGAGUAGGAGAAGAAGACGAAGACGAAGCUGAUUUAAAAGCUGAAGAAACUGUUGAUGCAUCUGAAGCAACAGUAGAUGAAGACCAAAUCCAAAACGGAGACGGUGACGACGCUGAUGGGUGGCUAUUGUCUGAAGAUGAAAAUGCUGACGACCCUGAGUUCUGGAAAGUUCCGGAAGUUGCUAAAGUAGAUGCUGCAAAUAAGAAAGGACCAGAUGUUAGAGUUUCUGCAUUAACCGGAGUUGGUUUGAAGGAGUUGCUGUAUCUUAUUGAUGACAAAAUGAAAGAGAAGAAGCUCAAGUCUCCGACUAUAGUCGAAAGGAGUGAGCUUCAUAAGCGUAAAUGGAGGCCACCUCGUAACGAUGAUGAAGAGGAGAGAUUAAUCCCGUUAGAUCAACGUUGAGAAUAUAAGAAGAAACGAAACAAUGGUUUUGUCUUCUGCUUCUAUGUUCCUUUUUUUGUACCACGGAAUCAGAGAAGUGCGUGUCGUUUUGAAACUUGUACGUGUGUAAAAAACGGCAAGAAGUUUGUUGGUAUUCUGAUUAAUAAAUGGACUUAAAACGCUGUCGUUUUCGUAACAGCGCGUCAUAGACUCGUAGCCAUACGCGCUUUGUAGAGGCAGG